Messenger RNA from Daphnia pulicaria, 1666 nucleotides. It is a transcript of the gene cpa, whose product is annotated as F-actin-capping protein subunit alpha-like. The record is from RefSeq and is a predicted model, not a curated record. The coding region runs from base 142 to 1002 and encodes 286 amino acids. NCBI's taxonomy places the organism in Eukaryota, Metazoa, Arthropoda, Branchiopoda, Diplostraca, Daphniidae. Gene Ontology annotation, molecular function: actin filament binding. Gene Ontology annotation, biological process: actin cytoskeleton organization; barbed-end actin filament capping. Gene Ontology annotation, cellular component: F-actin capping protein complex; actin cortical patch. The transcript is spliced from 7 exons.
CGAUUAAUUUUGUUAUUCAGACAAUUGCGUAAUUAAAAUAUUUUUAUUGCCGGUAUAUACAAAUUGUCAACGAGAGCUGCCUAUAGGUUAGAGUACUGGCUCACUAUAUCUGUAUUUUAUUUCCCAAAAAGUCAAAGUAAAAUGGCGCCCGACGAUCAAAUAUCUGAUCAAGAAAAGGUUCGAAUUGCUUCGGAUUUCAUACGCCAUGCCCCUCCUGGAGAAUUCAAUGAAGUGUUUACAGAUGUGCGUGUCCUCUUGAAUAAUGACACUCUCCUCAAAGAAGGAGUUGCAGGUGCCUUUGCCUUGUAUAAUAAAGAUCAGCUCACUCCUGUCAAACUUCCAAACUCUAGUAUUCCUUCUCUGGUUACUGAGCACAAUGAUAUAGGGGGUGGAAGGUUUUUUGAUCCUCGUUCAAAACAGUCUUUUAAGUAUGACCAUUUGAGAAAGGAGGCUUCUGAUCUUCAGGCAUGGGAAUCUGAUUCUGCUGUUGAGUCAUGGAGGGAUGCAUUAGAAUCCCAAUUUACUGAGUACACAGCCAACCAUUACAAGCAUGGUGUCUGUGCUGUUUUUGGUCAAAGUAGAAAUGACAGUAUAUCGCUUGUAGCAUGCAUUGAGGAUCAUCAGUUUCAACCCAAAAACUAUUGGAACGGCCGUUGGAGGUCUCAGUGGUGUACAACUUUAACUGGUGGCACUGGAGAGCUUCAAGGAACUUUAAGGGUUCAGGUCCACUAUUAUGAGGAUGGUAAUGUCCAGCUUGUGUGUUCAAAGAAUGUUAAACACUCACUCACAUGCUCAAGUGAGGUUGAAACUGCAAAGGAAAUGGUUCGGUUGAUUGAAGAAUCCGAAUCUGAAUAUCAACUGGCGAUUAAUGAAAAUUAUCAAACAAUGUCCGACACUACCUUUAAAGCGUUGCGCCGUCAAUUACCAAUCACGCGAAGCAAAGUAGACUGGGAAAAGAUCAUUUCGUACAAAAUUGGAAAAGAAAUCAACAAGACCCAAUAACAAUAAGUUCAAUCAGUAAUUACUUACUUAUUAGCCCUUCUUUUUCUUCCAGUUUCUUUAUACUUGUUGGAAAGUAGAUUCCGACCUACUGCCAACUGCUGGCCGAUUGGUUCAAUGUUGUUUACGGUGGUUCUAAUAAGUUACUACGAUACAUCUCUUCCGUUUAUUUACAUAUCCUAUUUUUGUUUUUCUUUUCUUUUCCCAGUUCUCUUCGUGGUUUUGUUGUGUCGAGUGUUGGAUGAUUUGAUCAAGGUUGUUUUUAGAUUAGCGUAAAAUUAUCCUGAUCAAGUUAUUUCGCGUCAUCGGUACGCUGCCUUUGUGCGCGCAUUGCUGAUGCGAUGCGCCCUUUAUUAUUAUCAAAUUAAUAUUAAAUCGUCGUCCAUUGAAAAUUUUGCAUCCGAUUUAAUUUCUUUUAUUAUCAGUGGAUUGAUUGGCUUUGGUUACUAGGUAAAAGUAAUCAAAUCAGUAUGACUGAUAUCUAGGUGUUUUGGUUUUCACUACUGAAUUUGUUCCUCAUCUUUUGCUCCUUUUCGUAUCUUUAUAUCCUGUAUGAAUGCCUAUUGCCUAUAAAGAAAGAUGUAGUGAUUCCAUAAGCCUCAUUUUGUGUUAUGGGCCGUUGGACUUACAAAGUGGAAAUACAGCCGUGUUGGAUUUGUUGAAAAUA